AAUAUUGGUGCGAACGGACCUAGCGUUUCCCUGGGCAACCGCAGACAAGUCCCGCCCCGGGCUUCUUUGAUUGGCUCUUGUACCCAGAGGCGUGUAUGAUUGGUUUACACAGCUGUCAGUCCUCUCAAGGAGCAGCAUUAUUUUGACCGUCUUUUCCCCGAGGAAGUGGCAGGGUGAAGUGAAAAGAGUGGAGUGGAAGAUAAGAGGUUGCAUCUUGCAAAACAGCUGGGCUCUGUCGACUCUUACAAAGGGACGGCGUUUCCCGAGAUGGUGAGCCGCCUGUAUGCACUACUAGUGUCUUCAUUUGAAGGCUACCUUGACUUCUUCUGAAGCUGUUAUCAGCCUUUCUAUUGAGGAAACCCCAACAUGGAUCCGAUCAAGACCUCCUAUGUGAGGUUGAAUGAGGAGAAAGUUAUUGCAAAGUCUGACAUAUUGUCCCUUCUAAAAACGUACAACUGCUACCACGAGGGAAAAAGCUUCCAGCUUCGCAUUCGUGAGGAAGAGGGCGAGCUGAUCGUGGAAGGUUUACUCAACAUCUCCUGGGGCCUGAGGAGGCCAAUCAGACUUCAGAUGCAUGAUGACAACGAGCGUUUUCGCUAUGCUUGCAUGGGUCCGUGGAGGUCAGAGAGCCCAGAGUCCAGCAGAAAUGAAAAUGCUAAGCACCAGUUUUGUUCAGAGCCCAACAACAACAAAAUAAGUGCCGCACUUGUAUCCAAUGUGGAUGGAGUUGAGGAGGACAUUCCUCAACUGCUAAGAACGAGAAGCGACGCCAGCUUUGUGAACAUCCAAAGAAGAUCCAAACUCCACAGCACUUCUGAAUCCCAGCGGAUAAAAAGACACCGCUUCUCCAUCAAUGGCCAUUUCUAUAACCACAAAACAUCAGUUUUUACUCCAUCAUAUGGGUCUAUGACUAAUGUGCGAGUGAACAGUAAUUUGACAACACAGCAAGUUCUGAACCUGCUUCUUAAUAAGUUUCGGGUAGAGAAUAAGACAGAUGAGUUUGGUCUCUACCUAGUCCAUGAAUCAGGAGAGAGAACAAAACUCAAGGAUACAGAAUAUCCUUUAGUAUCUCGCCUGCUGCAUGGUCCGUGUGAAAAAAUUGCCAGAAUAUUUAUUAUGGAAACAGACCUUGGUGAGGAGAUUACAUAUGAUGUUGCACAGUAUAUUAAGUUUGAAAUGCCUGUUUUGGACAGUUUUAUCAAGAAACUGAAGGAGGAAGAAGAAAGAGAGAUUUUAAAACUGACAAGAAAAUAUCGUGUGCUGAAGUCAGUGAUAUUGCAGAAGUUGGAUGGCAUCUCUGAGAAUGCAAGUUAUGUGUGAGGAAAAUGUGCUGAGUUUUAGGUUAGAGGCAUUUUCUCUGUUGUUGAGCCACAGGCUGAUAGCUUUUAGAUUUGUGUUUUUAUUCUUAGUCAGUGCAAUAACUAGUGUAUGGGAAGUAUAGGGUACUGGUAACUAGUAACUAUGUUGGCUUGAGAAACUACUAUUAAAGCUUCUUCUUCUGAUGCUGAAUUUCUAAAUACAAAGAACUGUUAGAAACAUGCUAGCAACGCAUGUUAAACCUGCUAGUAUAAUGUUAAUUUAUGUUAGCUUAUUAGCCAACUUGCUAGAAAGCAUGUUAUCAAAAUGCUAAUUCAUUUUAACAAUGUGUUAAAACAGACUAGGAAAACAAAAUAUAAACAUGUUAAUCGCAACAUACCAACUGUGUGCUAAGUAAUUUAGAAACAUGCUAGCAACCUGGUAAAACAUGUUAGAAAAUGCAGUUAACAUGCUAAUUUAUGCUAGUAAUAUGUUGGAAAUUGUUUCUUUCUAUACAUUUCACUUAACUUUUAACUUACAAAGUUGAAUAAAACUUUCUCAAGCCAACAUAAGUUUGUCCCAACUACUAUUUAAUUGUAUUUUUACAGCUGUAAGUACUUUUACCCACAAUUCUCAGGCAUUCAAAUUACCUAGAAUGUUCUUUUAUGAUGCACUUGGGAUUUUAAAAAACACACUAUUGUAUUUUUAUUAUAAUAUCCCAUACAAUAAUCAAUAAUUAUUCAUGGUUUCAUUAAUGUAAAAGCGUAGAAUGUUAUUUUUAGCAUACUGAUUUCUAGUUGUCUAAACAGUUUCACCACAAAAACCUUGGUUAGACUAUGGUUAGUCAUGGUUUGUUCAUAAAAAAGAACAUGGUUUGUAAAACUGUGGUUACUUUUUUUAAGGGAUGUUAAACUUGAAAUAUAUACUCGCCUGACAAGUUUCUACAGUUAGAAUAUUACCUUUUAUACAUUUAAUAAAAUAAAAUUAAUAUAUAA
Molecule: messenger RNA, 2291 nt
Organism: Danio aesculapii
Lineage: Eukaryota; Metazoa; Chordata; Actinopteri; Cypriniformes; Danionidae
Gene: rassf4a
Product: Ras association domain family member 4a
Exons: 12
Coding region: 367-1320 (317 amino acids)
Biological process (GO): signal transduction
Source: RefSeq, a predicted model, not a curated record